Molecule: messenger RNA, 990 nt
Organism: Cyphellophora europaea CBS 101466
Lineage: Eukaryota; Fungi; Ascomycota; Eurotiomycetes; Chaetothyriales; Cyphellophoraceae
Exons: 2
Coding region: 1-990 (329 amino acids)
Source: RefSeq, a predicted model, not a curated record
AUGUCUAGCCUCGCCGACAGCUUGACCUCUAUCGGGCCUUCCCAGCCUGAUCUGACUUCCACAGAUGAAUCAGACGAAGCUUGGGACCUAGAAUGUGUCGACCUCAAAGGCAUCGACGCUCUGAGCGUUUCCCAACUGAAGAGCUCACUGAUCGCGUGGAUGAAAAAGCAGCGUGCUACCGAAGCGGAGCUGGAGGUCACAAAGGCUACUCGGCGUAGAGCAACCAUGCGGAUGCAAGACGAGAUCCUCGAACUCAAGAGAGAGCUGUGGGUAGCCGGUAGAGCUGCCGACGUGGCCCGCCGAGAAAGGGUGCGAGGCGAGCUUCGUGCCGAGAUCGAGAAGGAGCUCGCCAUCCCACCAAAGCUGCCACCAGUAAAGCUGGAGGACGCCAUUGGCCGCCACUUUCUGAUCCCCUUCGACAAGUGCAAGCAAUGGAGAGACAUGCAACUCCUGAUCGAAAAGGCCUUCGACCACGUCGAGGGCCUGAGCUGUCACGUCUACACCGGUCGCUACGACCUGCUUGGCCCAGACAACGAAAUUCUCAUGGCCGAGUACUGGGAGCAGGCUGUCCGACCAGGCAUGACCAUCAAGCAGAUGCUCUGGCCAAUCCGAGAACGCAGCCGCUCGACAUCACAUCGACGUUCUCCCGCUUCCGGCGUCGAGAUCAUCGAUCUGAACCCUCCAGCCUCCAUGUCCUCCUCAACAUCUUCCGCUGGCUUCCUGGAACGCCGCAGAUCCAUCGAUGUCCUGGACAGGAGCCGUGCCUCUUCGCCAGGUUGUGACGACGCUUUCGUGACCUCGCUCUCCGAAAUCUUGGGGAACAGCAGCCUCGCCGAGAAGGAGACGAAGAAGGAGGGGAUGGAUGAACUCGACUCCUAUGACGUCGUCGCCUAUGAGGAUGUCCUGCCGGGCAACCGUCCCGCUGCUAGAUCAAAGGAUAAGAGGCCGAAACGUACACGGUCUACCUACGGCCUCCCGUGCGCGUUCUGA